Molecule: messenger RNA, 855 nt
Organism: Guillardia theta CCMP2712
Lineage: Eukaryota; Cryptophyceae; Pyrenomonadales; Geminigeraceae
Exons: 8
Biological process (GO): intracellular signal transduction; protein phosphorylation; regulation of MAPK cascade
Cellular component (GO): cytoplasm
Molecular function (GO): protein serine/threonine kinase activity; ATP binding
Source: RefSeq, a predicted model, not a curated record
CGAGUGCAGGAGAAGAUAGGAGAAGGCUCCUUUGGGUCUGUUUAUCGUGCUAUCGACAAUAAAACUGGUCAGAACGUCGCUGUAAAGAUUCUCCCAUCAGACAGUGACAUGUCGCCACUGGAGCGAGAGAUUGAGAUCCUGAAACAAUGCGAUUCUCCUUACAUCGUGAGAUACCUUGGAAGCUACAUCAAGGACAACGACCUCUGGAUAUCUAUGGAGUACUGCAACGCAGGGUCAGUCAGCGACGUCAUGGAGGCCAUGAACAUCACGCUGGACGAGGAUCAGAUCUCUUCCAUCUGCCGGGCAGCCCUCUGCGGUCUCGAGUACCUCCAUGGCCAGCGCAAGAUUCACCGAGACAUCAAGGCUGCCAACAUCAUGCUCAAUGACAAGGGCGAGGCUAAGUUAGCUGACUUCGGCGUUGCUGCUCGGUACUCGUCGACCUAUUCCAAGCGGAACACUGUCGUCGGAACUCCCUUCUGGAUGGCUCCAGAGGUCAUUCAGAUGGCCGACUAUGACGGGCUCGCCGACAUCUGGUCGCUGGGGAUCACAGCGAUCGAGAUGGCGGAGGGCGCCCCGCCAAGGGCGGACAUGCAUCCUUUCAGGGCGAUCUUUCUCAUCCCCAAGUCAGAACCACCUACGCUCAAGGAGCCCGAGCGAUGGUCGCCGGAGUUCAACGAGUUUCUAUCCAUGUGCCUCGAGAAAGACCCUUCCCUUCGGCCGAACCCAACUCAUCUCCUCCAACAUCCGUUUGUGAAGAAAGGAGAAAACAAGCAUAAUCUCCUGGCCUCGCUGGUUCAAGACGGCCUGGCAGCCAUCAACAAAUGGCGGCUGCAGCCCAACGAGCAAUCUGGGUAA